This is a messenger RNA of Oryza sativa Japonica Group (Japanese rice), 2891 nucleotides long. Its product is annotated as protein DETOXIFICATION 27. The record is from RefSeq and is a predicted model, not a curated record. Gene Ontology annotation, cellular component: membrane. Gene Ontology annotation, molecular function: xenobiotic transmembrane transporter activity; antiporter activity. Gene Ontology annotation, biological process: xenobiotic detoxification by transmembrane export across the plasma membrane. NCBI's taxonomy places the organism in Eukaryota, Viridiplantae, Streptophyta, Magnoliopsida, Poales, Poaceae.
CGCGAUUGACCGGUUGUAGCAGCGUCGCCAUCACGCGUGCAUAGCACGGCGGUUUGUUGCUGGCUGCUCCUUCUCUUCCCUACUUCCUGGGGAUCAAGUGACGAUGGGCCAACAACAAGCGCAAGGAAGCAAGGGCGCCGGAGUGCUAGUGUGGCUGCGGCGGCCGACGGCGACGUGCAGCGAUCAGCGCCUGCAUCUAGGGCGUUGGCCAACUGGGAUCUGCGCGAGCUGCAAGGGAAGGAACCAACAAAGAGCACUAGGGCAGGUGAUAAUUAAUUACUCCUACUGAUUAGCAGAUUAGAACCAUAUUAGGCAUUCAAUUUUCAGUUUUGACUCAACUCAUACAUCUAAAAUUAUACUAUUGUAUUGUAGAUUCUUAAAACAUAACGAAAGAUGUAGAUAUUUCAUCUCAUUUUCAGAAACAUGUAAAAAAAUGCUUCUGAAUUACUCUACUUCCUUUCCUAGUUAUGACAGAAGAGUAUACUCUAAAUAAGAUGCGGAAGAAGUGGUUCUAUUACCUAUAUUUAUAUUGUAUAUAUUUAAAUUAUUAUAUCCGCGAUGUUUAAAAUUUUUUAUAAGUUGGACCACACAUACCAUAAAUUCUAAAUACGCCGCUGAGCUCAUCGGUAGCCGUCGUCGUCAGUCCGCUGCACCUCAUCCGCCGCCGCUACAGUUUGACCGCCACUUGUCGUUCGCGCUUCCUCCUCCCAGACGGCAGCAUGACAUGGAGCGGAAGGGGGAUGAGGGGGCAGCGCUGAUCCGAUGCAGGGGAAAGGGAAGGGAGAGGAAACAUAAGGCCACUAACGGGUGGGUUCCACAUGAUGAUUUAGCAUAUUGGAUUAAGUCAAAACGCCAUGUCAGCGAAAUCACUCUCUAAAAUCACCCAGAGAGUUAUCGGUUUUAAUAGUUGGGUGGUCGAGAUAAGUACAGCGAUACCAAUCAGAUUUGUCACCAGUUAAGGGAGUCAAAAUGGACUUAUUCCCCAUAUUGUCGGCUUAGUAAAGCCCACUGAGCUAGAAGCCUGGAACAUGUUACACGUACGUUUUCAGUGUAAAGGGCCUGGAGGGCAUGACAGUCUUUUCGACCUUGUUAAAAAAUCCAAGCACGUGUUGUGCGCGCGAAUGAAUGGCACACUACAUAGCCUGGUAGACGGGCAGUUUCCCUUCUUCCCGCCGUGGCUAGCUGCUGCGCGCUGACCAGCUAGCUGCCAAUUGCUCCCUGUGAGCUGCGUGCUGCGAGAGGUCAAGCUAGCUGUAGUGGUCAUGGCGAGCGUCCCGCUCCUCGCGGAGUGGCCGGCCGGGAAAGAGAAGGAGGAGGGGCGCGUCCGGCGGCGGCUGCCGGCGUUGGCGAGGGAGGCGUGGGAGGAGUCCAAGAAGCUGUGGGAGAUCGUCGGCCCGGCCGUGUUCCUGCGGCUGGUGCUGUACAGCUUCAACAUCAUCAGCCAGGCCUUCGCCGGCCACAUCGGCGACCUCGAGCUCGCCGCCUUCUCCAUCGCCAACAACGUCAUCACCGGCCUCAACUUUGGCUUCCUGCUGGGCAUGGCUAGUGCACUGGAAACACUCUGCGGCCAGGCCUACGGCGCAAAGCAGUGCUCCAUGCUUGGCAUCUACCUACAACGUUCUUGGAUCAUCCUCUUCGUCUUCGCCGUGCUCCUCGUCCCGACCUACGUCUUCACCGCCCCGCUGCUCGAGGCGCUGGGCCAGCCCGCCGCGCUGGCGCGCAAGGCCGGCAUGGUCAGCGUGUACAUGCUCCCGUCGCACUUCCAGUACGCCGUCCUCCUGCCGCUCAACAAGUUCCUGCAGAGCCAGCGCAAGAACUGGGUCACCGUGGUGACCGCGGCGGCGGCGUUCCCGGUGCACAUCGCGGUGAGCUGGCUGCUGGUCAGCCGCCUCCGGUUCGGGGUGCUCGGCGCCGCCAUGUCGCUCGGUGUCUCCGGCUGGCUCGUCACGCUGCUGCAGCUCGCCUACGUCGUCGGCGGCGGGUGCCCGGUGACGUGGAGUGGGUUCUCCCCGUUGGCGUUCGUGGAUUUGUGGGGUUUUGUCAAGCUGUCCGUCUCGUCUGGAGUUAUGGUAUGUUUGGAGACUUGGUACUACAAGAUACUGAUCCUGCUCACAGGACACCUGAAGAAUUCUGAACUUGCAGUGAAUGCUCUUUCUAUCUGUAUGAGUUUUCAAUCUUGGGAGAUGAUGAUUCCAGUGGGAUUCUUAGCCGGCACCGGGGUGCGAGUGGCUAACGAGCUUGGCGCGGGCAACGGGAAGGGAGCAAAGUUCGCGACGAUCGUGUCGACGACGACCUCCUUCCUGAUCGGCCUCUUCUUCAGCGCGCUGGCGCUGGCCUUCCAUGACAAGAUAGCGCUCGUCUUCUCGUCGAGCAAUGCGGUGAUCGACGCCGUGGACAACAUCUCCUUUCUGCUAGCCGUCACCAUCCUCCUCAACGGCGUCCAACCUGUUCUUUCAGGGGUUGCUAUUGGUUCAGGGUGGCAAGCGGCAGUGGCCUAUGUAAACAUCGGAUGCUACUACUUCAUCGGAGUUCCUAUCGGUGUUCUGCUUGGUUGGAGUUUCAACCUUGGAGUUUUUGGAAUUUGGGCUGGAAUGAUCGCUGGCACUGCAAUCCAGACUAUAAUUCUGGCGCACAUGACCAUUCAGUGUGAUUGGAACAAAGAGGUUUUGCAAGCAAGUGAACGCGUCCAAAGAUGGGGGAACCCAAAAUGAACAGGAGCAAGUAUAUUAUGUGUUCGUACUAGCAGUAUUGUGGAUUGUUCACUGUAUCAACAGGUUUUCCAUGUUGGAGAAUUGGGCUUGCUUGCUUGAGUUGCGGCUUGUAAUUUGUAGAACUUUAGUUUAGAAUUUGGUUGGUUACUCUACUUGCUUGACGCCUUGUUCAGUUGUUCA